ACAGCAGACAGCAGACUGCCCUCGCUGUCUGCUGGAACGGUCCCGCGUCCCGCAGGCAUUGUCGCGAGUGCCAAGAUUCCGUGGACAAAAUAAUGGCCGAAGCAGGAGACGGGAAUUUCUCCAACUCCCAACCUAAAUGUAGCCCAACUGCAAUUACUGAUGCUCCCAUUACAGAUCCGGGAUCGUCCAUAAAGAAUAUAGAAGGAUCGAAUGCCUUUGUUGGGCAAAGAAAGUUGGAGAGCAAGUCGGCCGCCGCACUCAAGAAGUCAAGUCGGUACCGCAGUCGCUCCCUCUCCGCCUCGUCCACCGACUCGUACAGCUCCGCAUCCUACACGGGCAGCUCUUCCGAUGAAGACGAUGUCUCACCGAGAGAAAAACUGCAGAAGAAUUCCAAGGAAUUCUCUGACUUCUGCGUCAAGAAUAUCAGCCAGCAUGCAUUCGGCCGAAGGGAAAUUGAGAUUGCAGAGCAAGAAAUGCCAGGAAUCAUGGCCUUGCGAAGAAGAGCAGGAGAUGACAAGCCUUUAAAGUCAGCUAAAAUCGUGGGAUGUACCCACAUCAAUGCUCAAACUGCUGUGCUUGUGGAAACUUUAGUGGAGCUUGGGGCCCAAGUUAGAUGGGCAGCGUGCAACAUCUAUUCUACUCAGAAUGAAGUUGCUGCUGCUCUUGCUGAAGCAGGAUAUCCUGUGUUUGCAUGGCGUGGAGAAACAGAGGAGGAUUUUUGGUGGUGCAUAGACAAAUGUGUCAAUGCAGAGGGCUGGCAACCCAAUAUGAUCUUGGAUGAUGGAGGGGAUGCCACUCACCUGAUGCUCAAAAAAUAUCCUGCUAUGUUUAAGAUGAUUAAAGGUAUUGUUGAGGAGAGCGUAACAGGGGUUCAUCGUCUGUAUCAACUGUCUAAGGCUGGAAAGCUCUCAGUGCCUGCCAUGAAUGUUAAUGAUUCAGUCACCAAGACCAAAUUUGACAAUCUUUACAGCUGUAGGGAGUCAAUCAUCGAUAGCUUGAAGAGAACUACUGACAUGAUGUUUGGAGGCAAACAAGUGGUUCUAUGUGGAUAUGGUGAAGUUGGAAAAGGAUGCUGUCAAGCGUUGAAGGGUCUUGGUUGUGUUGUAUACGUCACUGAGAUCGAUCCAAUUUGCGCCAUACAGGCAUGCAUGGAUGGUUUCCGUGUAGUGAAGCUAAAUGAAGUGGUGCGCAAUGUUGACAUAGUUGUGACAGCAACUGGGAACAAAAAUGUAGUGACAAGGGAACACAUGGAUAAAAUGAAAAGUGGAUGUGUGAUUUGCAAUAUGGGGCACUCCAACACUGAAAUUGAUGUUAAUAGCCUUCGUACUCCUGAUCUUACUUGGGAAAAGGUUCGAUCUCAAGUAGAUCAUGUUAUUUGGCCAGAUGGAAAACGUAUUGUCUUGUUAGCAGAAGGAAGACUGGUGAAUCUAAGUUGCUCUAGCUUACCUUCUUUUGUUGUUUCAAUCACUGCUGCUACCCAAGCUCUGGCUUUGAUAGAACUCUUCAAUGCUCCUCAUGGACGUUAUAAAUCUGACGUUUAUCUAUUGCCUAAAAAAAUGGAUGAGUAUGUUGCAAGUCUACAUCUUCCAACAUUUGAUGCCCACUUAACGGAGCUCUCAGAUGAACAAGCUAAAUAUAUGGGGCUCAACAAGGCUGGUCCAUUCAAACCAAACUAUUACAGAUACUGACAGUACGAAGAUUCCGACAAAACCAUGAACACUCAAAAUCAACAGGGCUAAAAAUACCUAUUGCUUCAGAUUUGCAGUGUUCUGUGUUUAGCAUUAGGCUUUUCCAUGUCAUGAUGUACUGGCAAAGUAGUGUAAAAUGUGUUCUGAUUAUGUUGGUUGUUGGUCAUUAGGUCUGUAAAAGCUUUUUAAUAGACUUUUUAAAACGAUCAAUUAUUGAUACAAACAUGACGGUGAUAAAGAAAGGCUUUUAGAUACAUUUUUGACAGGAAACCUAACUGUGUUUCAUAAAAUUGAUGUGUUUUGAAUAAAUUGUUAAUUUGUGGGAACGCAAUUGGUGUUGUAGAAGCUAGUAUGACAUAUUCUGGGCUUGCUUUGUGUAGGAAAAAAUAACAGUGACAUAUUUUGAUCCCUAGCACUGCAUUUAUUGAUUAAGUAAACACAUGUGAGCGUGUUCACCUAGAAGUGAUCAGAAUUAAGGUAGCAAAUUUUAGUAAGGCAAAUUAAAUUUAUGUUGUAAAAGAGUAAUUUUCAGUAUUUUAAGAAUUUUGUGCCUGCCAAUUUGUCAGGGUGAAAGGAUCAAUUGCAAUUUGCUCAGAGAAAAUGAGUAUCUGGUUGGCCUACUUUUUGUUUUAUAUUGCACUGACGACUGAUAGAGCCGAAAAAGAAAAAAAAAAGAAAAAUAUUGUGCCAGUGUUUUCAAUGGUACUACGCAUUAAAAAUGUUUUAUUUUAGGUGAGUUUGAGGAGUGAUCUAUUAGGAUGGUGUGUGGGCCUAGGCAGGUGUUCACAAACCUACACCCGAAUCAUAACUAAGACAAAUCCAAUGAAACAUCUGACGACCGGAUGUGGUUAUCAGUAGAGACUGUAUAAUUUUUUUCAAUUUGUCUCUUUCUUUAUUAUUAUUUAAAUAAUUUUUCAUUAUUCAGUGAAGCAAAGUUGUGGGCUUUUAUUUGGAAUGUUGAACACUAUCAGUGGUCUUAAAUUAUGGUUUUUCAAGGGACUCUGGCCUUUUAAAAUUCAUUUUUAUUUUAAUGGAAGUGUUGUUGAACAUUAUUAUGUUAAAUUUUGUGUUGAUGAGUGAGACCAAAGGAAAGAUUUCUGUUUUACCAACUAUAUCAGAUCAGAUCAAGGGACCUGUAAUGCAUUUUAAGAGCCAGAUUCAUUCCUUUAAAAACUUCCAUUGGAUGUCUCCCACCUGUUGACUUAGGAAUCAGCAUUUCAGAAUUUAUUUUGUAACUUUGUUUCUUUUGCAUCAUGUUUUUAUACCUAGGCAUUCCAUGUCAUUGUAACCAGUAUUUAAACCAGAAAGUGUGAUUUGAAUGUGCUUUUUAGGCACCUCUCUUUCUUUGUGCAUCACAUUUUUAUAAUAGUUGUUCCUAUCACACAGUGUUGCCAUCCAUUUUUUUCUUUUUAAGUAUUUCAUUGUGAUACUAGAUAUUUCACAAACUGACCGGUGCUUAGUAUUCUUGUUUGCUGCCUUUAUUAUCAAUUUUAUUGACUAAUUUGCAUAUUUCAACGUAGAAUGUGAUACUAGUAACAAGGUAGUAAGGUGAGUUGAAUUAUUUUCUGUCAUCUACUACACAGUUUUUCAGUAACCAACUCUCUAGGAGCCAGGAGCUGUGUAGUUUACAACUGUACUGUAGUAAGAGUGUGCCACCCAUUUUGGGAAAUAUUAUGCUUUUGUAGUCUCUUAAUCUAUUGUUUUGUGGGCAAUUCUGUACUUAAUCUAGUGUUUGUAUUUAAACUGAGUACUGUUCUUUUGUCUUGUUUUAUGAGUGUGCAUGUCUUGUGGUACUCUCCCUACUACCAUCUAUCCUUCCUCCUCCUACUCCUCAUGACUACGACUGUAACUUUUUGUGGAAAGUAUUUUUUUCUUGUCAGCGUUUUCAAAAUUGUUACUUGCUCUGGUGUGAGAGUGGUUAUCACCAUUGGCAGCUUCUCUAGAUACUGGAAGUACAUAAGGUUUACUUAUCCUCAGACAUAAGUGCCACAGCGCUCCUAUGUUGUCCAAGUUGGCUGUGUCUGUGAUACUGUAACUAUGCAGAUCUCUGCUAAGUUUACUGAAACUCAGAGGGACCUCAAUAAUUUACAAAAAUGUUAUCUUUACAACCUGUCACUUGUAUGAAUGAAUUCAGUAAUGCAAUGAGUGUGAGACAUUUUUCCUAUUACUCUGGAGCUGAAAGUAUCCAUAAUGACAAUAGAAUUGAAAUCCAUCCCAUGGAAAUUGUUGAUGUUUCUAUUAAUUGUUAUAUAAUGAACUCUUAAAUUUAAAAGGUACUCCUCAUAGGCUUAUUAGUACACGAAUUAUUGCAAACAAUGCCAGCAGGGUAAAUGGCUUAUAACUUUUAUGUGAUGUUAUAAUACAGUAUAAUAUGAUUUAGGUUGCUGCUCAGAUGCUUGGGGUUUGGCCCACCAAGUUGAAAUUAUAAUUAAGAUAAAAGUUAAUCAUGUGUUUACAAAAUCUGACAACAAAUUGAAUGUUUAUGUUACUUGUUAACAAAUUGCUCGACAGUUGGAAAAGAUUUUUGGAAAAAGUAUGUAUGCAAUUGUAUAUCAAGGAAUUUUCCUUGGGGUAGGUGGUAGGUAAGUAAGCAAACUGUCUAGUGGUUAGAAAAUUGUCAGUGAGCGUAUGAUAAAGCAUAUUCAAACGGAGGCAGUUUCCUAGGAUACAUAAUGAGUCCAGCGAUUGCUCUAAUAAGUUUCCAGUAGGGUGGAUAGAAUUGUGCUUCUAUACAGCUGCGGCUGAAACUUACAGGCUGUAUUCGAUGUUGCUGACAAUUGCGUGUUUUUCUCCUGGAAUGUCUUUAUUUUAAUAACGAAACUUGAUGUGCACAUUGUUUUUGUUCUUCAGAAGUUCAGGGUUUUACUUUUAAAAGAACGGGGAAACUUGAUACCUGAUUUACAUUCACACAGGCUAAGCUGAAUUUUAUAAACAAGGCAAAAAUUAUUCAUGCCUUUGUCAAUCUUGCCUUUGAUCACAUUAACUUUUAAGAUGUUAGUUUUAUCUUUUGGGCUGUGUUGACUGCAGUAUCUUAUCAGCCCAUAAAUGUUUGUUAAAUUACAGAUACUGUUUAUAUUGUUAAUUGAAGCAAGGUACUCUCUUCUAUAUUGGUACCCUCUGCAGCUACACAAGUGCAAGCUGUAAAUUUUUGAAUUGUUGACAAAAUAAACAUUUGAACAUA
Thrips palmi is the source of this 4869-nucleotide messenger RNA. It is a transcript of the gene AhcyL1, whose product is annotated as adenosylhomocysteinase-like 1. Gene Ontology annotation, cellular component: cytosol. Gene Ontology annotation, biological process: L-methionine cycle. The record is from RefSeq and is a predicted model, not a curated record. The transcript is spliced from 15 exons. NCBI's taxonomy places the organism in Eukaryota, Metazoa, Arthropoda, Insecta, Thysanoptera, Thripidae. Bases 93 to 1688 code for a protein of 531 amino acids.